AUGUCGUCAGCCAUCCCAUCCGCAGAGCUCGAAGCUUCCCUCAACAACCUCAAGAUCUCCACCUCCUCAGCCAGCCCAUCUCCUUCGCAAUCGCCCGCUCCCAGGACCACAAAGCCAUCAAAGAAGCCCGUGACGAAGGCCGUCGCUGACUCGUGGGAGGACGACGCGUCCGACUCGGACGGGUCGGGGACCGAGACGGAGCUCGACAGCACCACCUCCCCUGUCAACGUCCUGCACAAACACACCUCUGAAGGGCCGCUGGCGCCGCCACCGACGCCUGCGUCGCCGCAGUUCGACGGCGGGCACGACAGCACCAUCGACGCUCGCUUCGCCGCGGCGCAACAGAGGCAGCAUCAGCAGGCGACGGCAGCGGCAGGCUCAGGUGGCCCGGCGCGCAGGCCGGAGAAAACAACGUCUGCGGCAUCGCGCAUGAUUGCGGCUGGGCUGGGGAUGAGGGCGCCGAAGCGAACCGAGGAGGAGAGAGAGUACGACCGCGUCAUGCGGGAGAAGGAGCGAAAGAGGCGAGAGAAGGAGAGGGAGGAGGCGGCAUCUGCGAAGCAGAAGGAAGAAGAGGCAAAGAAGGCAAUUUGGGACGACUAG
Messenger RNA from Lasiodiplodia theobromae, 600 nucleotides. RefSeq lists its product as uncharacterized. The record is from RefSeq and is a predicted model, not a curated record. NCBI's taxonomy places the organism in Eukaryota, Fungi, Ascomycota, Dothideomycetes, Botryosphaeriales, Botryosphaeriaceae. The transcript is spliced from 2 exons. Bases 1 to 600 code for a protein of 199 amino acids.